AUGGCUGCUUCAUUCAGGUGUAAUGACUGUUUGUCAGUGAACCUUUCCUGCCAAGAGUGUAUUGUACGUCGGCAUGCGGAGACUCCGUUUCAUCGCAUUAAGUCUGCCCGUAACGAUGAUUUUGUGGUCAUUGAUGCCCACAGGAUUCAUGAAGUUGAGACAGCGGCAUCACAUUAUAAACAACUGCUUCGUGCACGUUGGUUUCCAGCCACAAGCACAGAUCCCAGGACAGCUGCCACCUUUUCCGUUCUCAAAUUUUUCCACCUCCUCUCUUUUGAAUCUAAAGUGUCCGCGUAUGAAUUUUAUCACACGCUCGCACGCGUCACAGACAAUACUGGGAUCCAACCCAUUAGGGAUCGCUAUUCAACAUUUUUAAAGAUGGUUGUUAUGUGGCGUAAUAUCAAGAUGCUAAUACGCGCUGGCCGAGGGAACGAUCCCGGCGGUGUCGAAGCAACCCAACAAGGCCAGUUGGCGGUGCUUUGCCCUGCAUGCCCUCAUCCUGGGAAGAAUCUCCCCGACAAUUGGGAUAAUGAGCCUGUUGCGAUGAGAUGGCUUUAUUCGUUUUUCCUGGCAAUUGACGCAAAUUUCAGACUCAAACGCCGUCUGGUCUCCACUGAUGCAAAAGACCCUGGCCUUACUCGUGGGUGGGCAUACUUCGUGGAAGAAUGCGGGUAUAAGCAUCAGCGCAGUGUGUGUGUAAGUCAUGAUGCCGUCAACUUGGCAGAUACCAAGUCUUCGAAAGGUCUAGCAGCAACUGGAGUCGGGGCGGUAGACUGCGCUCGACACGAGUUCAAGCUUCCGAAUGGCGUUGGUGAUCUCCAGAAAAAAGAAAAAUACCUCAAUAUGGAUUAUCUCAUCUUUUCUUCGCUCACUCAUUUCUCGACGCUCUCCGCCGUCAACUUCUCUUAUGAUGUCGCGUGUCAAUGGCACAAGAAGCUAUGGACUCAUGUAUCCUCUCUACCCGAACACCUUCAUUUUAGCCACGUCAACAAGAUCAUCCGUUUCUUUGUCCCUAAGUUUCAUCUUGCAGCUCAUAUUCCUGCCUGCCAGACGGCAUUUUCAUUCAACUGGACACCUCAUGUUGGUCGCACGGAUGGCGAAGCACCUGAACGUGGAUGGGCUAACAUCAACCGUGUUGCUAGUAGCACCAAAGAAAUGGGACCCGGGUCACGCCGAGACACGCUGGACGACCAUUUCGGAGACUGGAAUUGGAAGAAAGUUACUGCGUUUGGCCGAAUUCUUUUUCACAGAAUUACUGAGGCUGUUGAGGCGGAGCGGGAGCAUCGCACGGCAUUAAAGGAACUUCAGGAGUCGGUGGCCUCAUCUGAGUUAGGCCGAACAUCACUCGCUAUAUGGGAAAAAGAGAUUACCACCUGGGAGAACGAUCACACUCAGCAGAACCCUUUCGAAAGUCAAUGCAAUGAGAUGACACAGGCAGCGGUUCGCCUCGAACUUGCACGGCAAGACACCAAGGACAUAGAGGAUGGCCUUUCAGUGUCCCUUCAUGUGGAAGUCACACCGAGCAUUUUGAUCAGUACAGGUAUUGACCUUGAGCAUGUGCACCUUGGCCAACAUUCGACAGAUAAUCAACGCACCAAGAUCUUAACACGUAGGAAUGCCCUUCAACGCCGUAUAGAUAUGUGGAUUGACGUACAGGCGCUCUAUAUGCCCACCACUCCCUAUCUGCGCUUAACUGGCUUCGUCACGCCCUCACGGGAUGAUGACAGCGGCUGCCCAAAGUCUAAUCCUACCUCUGAGAAUGCAGAAGAUUUUCCACUCCUACUACCGUCCGAAGUUUGCGAACAUUCUACAUGUGAUCCCAAGCUGUUAGAUAUCGAGUGGUCUCUCCGUCAUGCCCAGGCAAACGACGCACUAGAUGAGUGCCGCUCCAACAUUCGCCUUCGACACCAGCUCAUUCAGUUCAAAGGACAACACAUCCGUGGUCAAGGUGCCACCACUCGAGCACGCCAAACAAUCCAAACAGUCGAAAAUCACCUGAUCCUCAGUCACGCCAAGUACACUCGUGCUUAUUGGGCUUUAACGGCUCUCUCUCACCAACUCAGCCGUCCUGGAUGGGAUAUCAACUUGCAACUGUUGAAAAAGGCCCACCUUCGACCAAUGGGUGAUUUUGGAGGACAAUCUCAAGGAACAGCCAUAAUGUCGUGGAUUUGGCGGAAUCGUGGAAUCACCACUAGUGAUAACGAGAGCCUGCAAGAAUCACUUCGAAUUGAAUGGUGCAAAGCUUGUGCACGUCACCACAGGUGGGCGGAGGAAAUCCAGUUGUUAUUGGAAGAAAUGCGCCGUGUACUAGCAUAUUUAGCCUGGCACGCGGUAUGGUGGGAGACGCAGGGACCCUUGCGCGCCGUAGACAGGCCUGAAGAUGCUGAGGGUUUGCUUGCAUACGCAAAACGGCAAGCGGCGAUUCGCCGUGGUCUGCAUGCGAAGUUCGCAGAGAAGUGGAAGAAUGGCACGACGCUUGUUGAGAGGCUCCUCAACUCGACUUCUUCUGGUGUUGGUUCCGACUGCAGUUCGGAAUCACGGGAAGGCGACCUCAAGCGUGCGCUCGAGACUGCUCUCGGCAGUCUCUGUGCCCUUCGCUCAAUAUACGACCACCGCGUCACGCGCUGGGAGCACGAGAUGAGGCGCAUCAACGACAAGCAGGACCGUGUUGAAAUGCUACUCCGCCAGACCCUGGGUGUCGGUUUGCAGAACGGUAAUGGCCUUCCUGACGCGUAA
Molecule: messenger RNA, 2736 nt
Organism: Suillus plorans
Lineage: Eukaryota; Fungi; Basidiomycota; Agaricomycetes; Boletales; Suillaceae
Exons: 12
Coding region: 1-2736 (911 amino acids)
Source: RefSeq, a predicted model, not a curated record